Trichomonas vaginalis G3 is the source of this 690-nucleotide messenger RNA. Its product is annotated as acetylation-dependent protein binding. Gene Ontology annotation, molecular function: protein binding. The record is from RefSeq and is a predicted model, not a curated record. The transcript has a single exon. Lineage: Eukaryota; Parabasalia; Trichomonadida; Trichomonadidae. The coding region runs from base 1 to 690 and encodes 229 amino acids.
AUGAGCGAGGAUUGGUAUAAGAAAGCAAUUAUCGCCAUCGAUAAUGUUAUGCAACAUCCAGCUGCUAUAUUAUUCAAUUCUCCUUAUGAAGCUGAACCUGACACUGAAUCAGACUAUUAUCAAGUGAUUAAAAAUCCACAAGAUUUUGGAUCGAUCAAGAAGCGCUUAGAAAACAAACAAUAUAAGAAAAUUGAUGAGGUAGUCACAGAUGUUGAGCUUAUUUAUAAGAAUACAAAGCAAUUCUAUGGAGAAGGUGAAAUUACUUUAUUAGCUAACCAUUGCUUCAAGCAAUUCAUGAAACAACUUAGAAAGAACGAUAUACUUCCAUUUAGUAAAUGGUGUAAUGAAGUUUUCCGCCUUAGAACAAGAUUUGCUGAAUUAAUGUCCAAUCUACCAAACAAAGUCCGCCAAUUCUCAUCAUCUAUUAAUCAGGGUAGAACAACUAAACAGACUACACCUAUAAUUAGCGAAAGCGAGUUACAAAGAUUUAUUGCAGCCGCAGAAAAGCUUCAAUCAGAGGAAGAUCAGAAAGAAAUGAUCAGAAUAUUGAAUGAAAACCAGCCAGAGCUCGAUGUUGGCUCCUCAGAGAUUCUUCUUGAAAUUACUCGCUUAAAUCAUCAAACAUUCAACGCUCUGAAGAAAUACAUGACAGAAGCUCUUGAACGCAAGGGAUUACGCUAUCCUGACUAA